Molecule: messenger RNA, 550 nt
Organism: Lycium barbarum (goji berry)
Lineage: Eukaryota; Viridiplantae; Streptophyta; Magnoliopsida; Solanales; Solanaceae
Exons: 2
Coding region: 79-465 (128 amino acids)
Molecular function (GO): DNA binding
Source: RefSeq, a predicted model, not a curated record
CCCAGGUCUCUCUCUCUCUUCCAUUUUCGUGUAAACCCUAGCGCCGCCUUAGCUUUCCACUGUCUCUCUCCGCCAAAAAUGGCAAUAUCACAGAGCUGGGCUGAUGAGUACAUCUAUUACAUGCUUGUUCUAGUGAAAGCAUUAAAAGUUUUACUCGAUUUCACGUCCUUUUGGCCGAAUAUGUGGUUGCCAACAGUUGUUUCUCAAUACAUUCCUCCUCGAGUAACUACCACUGAGAUUGUUCAUCUCACUGAAGUAUGGACAGCCAAAGUUGUACCAUGUGGUGAAAGAAGGAGAAUCAUGGAUGGAUGGAAAGAAUUCGUUUACAAGGCAGGUUUUGAAGAAGGAGAUGUUCUUGAUUUUGUGAUGUUUAGGAGCUCGGAUGAGUUUGUGAAAUUUGUGGUUGUUAAUGACGACCCAAUUUUCAUAGUUUUUUCUAAUGCAUUACCUGUAUUUUUGGUUUGAAACCAUUUGAACUAUGUAUGAUCUUAUUAUGAAUGAUAUGUUUUACGAACCAAUUUUUAAUGAAUUUUGGUUUAUAGAAUGCUGU